AUGCUCUUGCCCCGACUAUCUCUCUCCUCUCUCCUCUUCUCUCUCCUCGCAGCCACUACCGCAACAGCUUCCUCUUCCUCCCUCACCAUCACUAUCCCGCCAUCCAACAUUCUCCCCAACCCAAACGCCCUCCUCGCUGGCACCCAUGCGACCCUCACGUCCCUCCCUUCCUCAGAUCAGGAGAAGCAUAAUCAUCCCCUGACCGCUCCGCUCACCCGAUCCGCGACCUUCGUCUUCCGCCAUCUCCCUUCGAAACUCGCCCAGCCCGAGUCCUACUUGCUAGAUAUUCGGUCAGCAGAGUACGUCUUCGCCCCAUAUCGCGUCGAUAUCUCGGCGGAGGGUAUCGUGCUGGGUGUAUGGGAGACUUUCCGGGGGAAUACAUGGGAGAAUCGCGGGGCGGAGAAGUUUGUUGUCGACGUUGCAGCCAAGAAGAAGUCGACAGAUGUAACAGUAGAAGCCAAAGUGCUGGCCAGACGGGGGUUCUAUGAGGAACGAGCUAAAUUCUCACCCCUUUCGUUGUUUAAAAACCCGAUGAUUUUGCUUGCUGUUGUGGCUCUGGGAUUCACUUUCGGGAUGCCAAAACUCAUGGAAAAUAUGGAUCCUGAAUUCCGCGAGGAAUUCGAGAAGCAGUCUCGCUCAUCCCCAAUUUCUGGCGCAAGCCGACAGGCCAUGGGUGGCGGGGGUGCUGCAAACUUCGACCUAGCCGGAUGGAUGGCUGGUACAGCAGCACCCGGGCCAGUAGCAAGUGCAGAUGCGCCUGCCCAAAGUGCAGCAAGUGGCAGGGAAAGCAGUGGUGCCACACGGAGAAGGGGUUAG
Aspergillus wentii DTO 134E9 is the source of this 816-nucleotide messenger RNA. RefSeq lists its product as uncharacterized. Gene Ontology annotation, cellular component: EMC complex. NCBI's taxonomy places the organism in Eukaryota, Fungi, Ascomycota, Eurotiomycetes, Eurotiales, Aspergillaceae. Bases 1 to 816 code for a protein of 271 amino acids. The transcript has 3 exons. The record is from RefSeq and is a predicted model, not a curated record.